This is a messenger RNA of Glossina fuscipes, 1011 nucleotides long. RefSeq names its product tRNA (guanine-N(7)-)-methyltransferase. Gene Ontology annotation, cellular component: tRNA methyltransferase complex. Bases 254 to 976 code for a protein of 240 amino acids. Gene Ontology annotation, biological process: RNA (guanine-N7)-methylation; tRNA methylation. NCBI's taxonomy places the organism in Eukaryota, Metazoa, Arthropoda, Insecta, Diptera, Glossinidae. The transcript is spliced from 4 exons. The record is from RefSeq and is a predicted model, not a curated record. Gene Ontology annotation, molecular function: tRNA (guanine(46)-N7)-methyltransferase activity.
CAACACUAUUUUAACAUCACUAUGAACAACUCAACAAUCUACAAUUACACAUAACAAAUUGGUCUUAAUAUAUCAUGGCCGCAGUCUUUUUGUUAUUCAUAUAUAUUUCUUAUAAAUAAUUCUUUCUUUUUCUUAUUUGGACAUAUAAGCCACAAGUCUUAUGGGCUUAGUCCAUUUUAACUUCACAUUCAGAAAAAAAAAAAAAAAAUUUGCAAAAUCACAAGUUGUUAAUAAAAUUAAUUUUUGAUCUACGAUGACCGCCAAUACUGAAAAGAAGCCUGUAUCAUUGCCGCAGAAGCGAUACUAUCGGCAACGGGCGCACUCCAAUCCUAUAGCUGAUCAUUGUUUUAAUCAUCCUGCCCAUCCAGAUGAAGUGAAUUGGGUGGAAUAUUAUCCUGAUUAUGACGCUUAUCCAUCAUCAAAACGAGUAGAAUUUGCUGACGUAGGUUGUGGUUAUGGUGGCUUUUUAGUUACGUUAAGUGAAAUGUUUCCAGAUCGUUUAGCUAUUGGCUUGGAGAUAAGAGUGAAAGUCUCAGACUAUGUAAUGGACCGAAUUAAAGCAUUGAGGUGCCAACAUGUCGGACGCUACAGAAAUAUCGCAUGCAUUCGCACCAACGCUAUGAAAUAUUUGCCAAACUAUUUCGUAAAACACCAAUUAGAUAAAAUGUUCUUUCUUUACCCGGAUCCUCAUUUUAAAAAAGCUAAACACAAAUGGCGCAUUAUUAAUCAGGCUUUAUUGUCGGAAUAUGCCUACGUCUUAAAAAAAGGUGCCCUCGUUUACACAAUGACCGAUGUAGAUGAUCUCCAUAAGUGGAUUGUUCAACAUAUGGCGGAACAUCCAUUGUUCGUUCGGCUUACUCCUGAGGAAGAGGCUAGUGAUCCUAUUACUCCUAAAUUAUAUGAAAGUAGUGAAGAAGGUGCUAAGGUAGUAAGGAAUAAGGGUUGCCAUUUUCUAGCGAUCUUUCGUAGAAUCUAAUGUUAGAGAAACUUGAACGUUGACACAAAUAUACA